AUGUGUAUAGCAUUGAGUAAAGCUCAGAGCAAACGCGGCAAAUGCGAUGUAGUGCAUGGAAAGCAAGAGGAGAAAGUACAGGAGUCAUGUUAUUUUAAAGAUCGCGCCACGUUAGCCUAUGGUUUUGGUGCCCUGCCUAAACUUAUGGAGGGUAUAGGCGAUGAAGAUCCGCAUGUACAAUUAAAGUCUAUCAAUUCGCUAGCGGAGUUUCUUUUAAAUCCUUUACAUGGUCAAUCGGCAAUAAACGCCCAUGAGGUUGUGAAAAGGCGAUUUCGAUAUCGAGCGACUAGCUAUGAAGAGAUGGAUAGUAUCUUAAAUCUGUUUGUUGCAAUCGCUAUGCAUAUGAAUGGCAGUCAAUACAUUUUAGAGAGCGGGCGUUUAAUCAAUCAGUUUUAUGAGAUAAUGGAGGGGGGCGAAGAACUUAGUGAGAAGGUGGCUGUUAUUUUAGCUUUUUGCACUAAGGAGUACGAUGACGUUUGUUUCCUACAAGAACGUUACAAUGCGGUCGGCAGGUUAGCUCGCAUUUUUGGACGCGAUGUGUGUAUCCAUUCACAUCCAUCUGCUAUAUAUCGUCACAUGAAGUUGCUGCUUGAAGUGUAUCCCGAUGUGGCAGUCAACGAAGGUCUUUUCGAGAUCCUUUUUACACGUAUUAAGAAUCGUGCACACGAAUUUUGGCAAAAUGAAAUGCAAUGUUUUGCGCUUUUGUUACGUUGCGCAGAGGGGCAAAAACGCUUUGUGGCUGUUGAUGGUAUGAAGGAAAUGUACGACAUUCUUAGUGAUACAACGCGUAAAUUAAAUUCGUACAAAUACGUGAUUUUCACCAUAAUGCACGGUCUGUCUUCCAAGGAUGCACUCUGGCGAUGUUCUGCAUUUGUCGACUUGCCAGAGCUUAUAACUAAGUUAGCCAAAGACGACACGCAGCUAUUCUGCUUUCAGACUCUCUACACAUUGGCGGACAUGCCUCGCAUAAAAGCUUAUAUGCGUAUGAAUUGUUAUGAAGACUUGAAAAAGCUUAAUUGUGAGGAAAAGAUUAACGAAGAGCGAAAAGCUGAACUUUUACACAAACUAGAUCGUGAGGUCUUCCAUACGAGUAGAUUACGUGUAAACGAUCGAAAGCCAUUUGAAAUUGAUAUCGAACCUAGGCUAGCUCCAUUUGGAAGUGGAAGACGUGUUGCACUACGCCAUACAUAA
This is a messenger RNA of Glossina fuscipes, 1191 nucleotides long. RefSeq lists its product as uncharacterized. The record is from RefSeq and is a predicted model, not a curated record. The transcript has 4 exons. Bases 1 to 1191 code for a protein of 396 amino acids. Lineage: Eukaryota; Metazoa; Arthropoda; Insecta; Diptera; Glossinidae.